UAUGAAGCAAGCUGUCAGUAAUGUACGCAGAUUGUCUGCUGUUCGGCAAACCAAAUCUUGUGGAGACUUGCCCAAUUUGGUGAAUUUGGAGGACGACAAUUCUUAUGGUACGGAACAGAUUUUAAAACCUCUGACUGAUAACUUAAAACACUUUUUAGGUGAAUAUGAGGACAAGGAGAACGGGACAACUAAGAACUAUUCAAGUAGUUGUUCAAACGAUGCAGACGUGUCUUCAUCUUGUGAAGAAGAGGAGGACGGCUCUUUCUAUUCUACUUGUAGCUGGGAUAGUUAUGAUCAAUCUUCUUGCUCUGAAUCUUUUUCUUAUUCGUUUUAUUUGGACUUCACAAGAUGA
This is a messenger RNA of Meloidogyne enterolobii, 352 nucleotides long. Lineage: Eukaryota; Metazoa; Nematoda; Chromadorea; Rhabditida; Meloidogynidae. The record is from the annotation of a GenBank genome assembly.